Etheostoma spectabile (orangethroat darter) is the source of this 2136-nucleotide messenger RNA. Its product is annotated as zinc finger protein RFP. Gene Ontology annotation, molecular function: zinc ion binding; protein binding. The record is from RefSeq and is a predicted model, not a curated record. NCBI's taxonomy places the organism in Eukaryota, Metazoa, Chordata, Actinopteri, Perciformes, Percidae. The coding region runs from base 75 to 1850 and encodes 591 amino acids. The transcript has 2 exons.
GGAGGAACCAGAAGCUAACAGCAGGAGGAGGAGCAGCAGUGGAAAGAGGAGAGCUUCAACGUCACACUCCAGAAAUGAAAGUUAAGAUUGUCAGGGUGUCGGCCGCGCUGCAGUCCAGACAAGUCUCUGUUUCUCUCUGGAAGACAAGUCAAAGGGACUUCAUCAGGUCUUUGUCCACAGCCCAGCAGAGUCUCUGGACCACUGAUAUGGCUGCUGCAAACUAUCUGCCAACUGAAGAUCAGUUUCAGUGCUCCAUCUGUCUGGAUGUGUUCACUGAUCCUGUCACCAUACCAUGUGGACACAACUUCUGCAAAACCUGCAUCACUGAACACUGGGAUACUACUGACCAGUACCUGUGUCCGAUGUGUAAAGAGGCUUUUAAGACGAGACCUGAUUUUAGGAUCAACACUUUGCUUUCUGAGAUGGUCGCUCAGUUCAGACAGUCAGCUCAACAGAAAGCCAGCAGCAGCAGCUCAGAGCAACAAGUGUCCAAACCGGGAGAAGUUCCCUGUGACGUCUGCACUGGAACCAAACUGAAGGCCCUGAAGUCCUGCCUGGUGUGUCUGGUCUCCUACUGUGAGACUCACCUGGAGCCUCAUCUGACCAUGUCAGGUCUGAAAAGACAUCAGCUGAUCGACCCUGUGGAGAACCUGGAAGGCAGGAUGUGUACGGAGCACGAUAAACCUCUGGAGCUGUUCUGUAAGACCGACCAGACAUGUGUCUGCAUGCUCUGCACUGUUUUAGACCACAAGACGCAUGAUGUUGUUCCUCUGAAAGAAGGAUAUGAAGGAAAGAAGGCAGAGCUGGGGAAGACAGAGGCUGAAAUCCAGCAGAUGAUCCAGAAGAGACGACUGAAGGUUCAGCAGAUCAAACAGUCAGUGGAGCUCAGUGAGGAAGCUGCAGACAGAGAGAUAGCAGAAGGUGUUCAGGUCUUCACUUCUCUGAAGGAGUCUGUUGAGAGAGGCCUGAAUGAGCUCAUCAACACCAUCAAAGAGAAGCAGAAAACAAGAGAAAAACAGGCCGAAGCUUUCAUCACAGAGCUGGAACAGGAAAUCUCUGAGCUGAUGAAGAGAAGCACUGAGGUGGAGCAGCUCUCACGCUCUGAAGACCAUCUCCAUCUUCUCCAGAGGGUCCAGUUCCUAAACACCAACCACCCUCCACCCACCAAGGACUCGACAGACGUCAGUGUUCGUCCAUCAUCAUAUGAGGGGACUGUGGUGAAAGCUGUGGCUCAGCUGGAGGACACACUCAGUGAAGAGAUGAAGAAGCUGGUUGAGUCUGAGCUGAAGAGGGUCCAGCAGUAUGCAGUGGAUGUGACUCUUGAUCCUGAUACAGCAAAUCCUGGUCUCAUCCUGUCUGAUGAUGGGAAACAAGUACGUCCUAGUAAGGUUAAGAAGAAUCUCCCAGACAACCCAGAGAGGUUUUCAGCUUGUACUUGUGUUUUAGGAAAACAGAGUUUCUCUUCAGGCAGAUUUUACUUUGAGGUUCAAGUUAAAGGAAAGACUGAAUGGACCUUAGGAGUGGCCAGAGAGUCGAUCAACAGGAAGGGAAUCGUCACAGCGAGCCCUGAGGAUGGUAACUGGACUAUAAUGUUGAGAAAGGAAAAUGAGUACACAGCUGGUGCUAACCCUUUAGUCCUUCUCUUUCUGAAGUCUCCUCCUCAGAAGGUGGGGGUGUUUGUGGACUAUGAGGAGGGUCUGGUCUCCUUUUAUGACGUAGAUGCUGCAGCUCUUAUCUACUCCUUUACUGGCUGCUCCUUCACUGACAAACUCUUGCCGUUCCUUAGUCCACGUUUUGAAGGUAGUAAAAACUCUGCCCCUCUGAUCAUCACUCCUGUCAGAGUCAACUAAUCACUCAUCUUAUUUCAUUUAUUUUCGUUUAAGGGGAUUCACUGCAUGUGAAUAGGAAAACUAAUAGAAACUAAAACUAAUAGAAACCUCCCUAGUUGAUUACUUACAUUAAGACAAUUGUCUUUCGUAUUUAAAGUUUUCAGAAAUUCUGUUUACAUAUGCAAAUGCAACCACAUUUAAUGCUAACUUGGUUGAUUUAGGAAAUAUUUACAGGUGCAGAAAGACAAAGGGUAGUAAAAUAAACACCUUUAUGUGUAUUUUGGAUAUUUUUCACCACCAGUCCAAA